GGAGGAUUGGAGGGAAGACAAAGCAUCAGAUUAUCCAAUCCAACGCUUACAAUGGCGCAAAGGAGCGCGUGAAGAAUCGUAAGGUCUAUUUUCGAAUCUCGCAAUCGCACAUGCUCUGCCCUCUUUUCUCCUACAUUCAUCCAUCAAAACCAAGAAAAUUUUCACAUUUCACUUUCCCAUUACGAAGAAACAACCAACUGUAAAAGGAAAAAAGGGAAAAUACCGAGUGUGUUUAUAAUUUCCCACUCUCUUCCUUGCUAUUUCUAGCGCAGCUUCCAUUUCUGCUGCAAUUUCUUCCAUUUUCUUAUCUGGGUUUUGCUUAGCUAGAUGAAAUACUGAUUCCCAUUGAUCGAAAAAGAGAAUUAGAGAUCUGGGUGGUGUGAUUUUGUUUAUUUUUUUUUCUUGAUUUCUGGGUUUCUGUAUGUCUCGAACACCGAAUUAUGAGUUCCAAGAAUGGUGGAACAAGCAGAGAGAGAGGAACCAUGAUGAACACUUACUGGAAAAGUCCGACAACUUAUCGACCUCACCUGCAUUUCUCUCUGUUGAGAUCCGGAGUUCUGGGAGUCCUGAAGAUCGGAUGGUCGAUAAGGACCGAGCGAGGACCAGGAGUGCUCGCCAGAUUUCUUGGGUUUGGCUGUUGAAAUUCCAGCAGAUUGCUGGUUCAUUGGCUUCAAUCACCAAUGGCGUCGUUUAUCUAAUUCGUACUGCUAAUCGUCGGAUCUCAUCGCCGGAUUCUCCAGCUGAUUCGGCCUCGUCUCGGCUGUACAGGAUUAUCAAAGUGUUCUUGAUUGUAGUGCUUCUAUUACUCGUUUUUGAGCUUGUGGCGUACUUCAAUGGCUGGCAUUUCAGCCCUCCUUCUGUGAGUUCCGCUUCUGCGGAAGUGCUUGGAAUGAUAGGGUUUCUAUAUGCUAAUUGGCUUCAGAUUCGGGCAAAUUACCUGGCUCCACCGCUGCAGUACUUGACCAACCUCUGCAUUGUGUUGUUCCUGAUCCAGUCAGUGGAUCGUUUGCUUUUAAUGUUUGGGUGUUUUUGGAUCAAGUUCAGGCGAUUGAAGCCUGUUGCGGCAUUUGAGUACUCUUCCACAGACGAAAAUGCUGCUACUCCUGAGGAUUAUCCAAUGGUAUUGGUGCAGAUUCCCAUGUGCAAUGAAAGGGAGGUUUAUCAACAAUCUAUUGCAGCUGUUUGUAUCCAGGAUUGGCCAAAGGAUAAAAUGCUUGUACAGGUUUUAGAUGAUUCUGAUGAGCUAGAUGUUCAACAACUUAUCAAGGCUGAAGUACAAAAAUGGCAACAGAGAGGUGUCCGCAUAUUGUAUAGACACCGCCUCAUACGUACAGGCUACAAGGCAGGGAAUCUCAAAUCUGCAAUGGGGUGCGAUUAUGUAAAAGAUUAUGAGUUUGUGGCAAUCUUUGAUGCAGAUUUUCAGCCAGGACCAGACUUUUUGAAGAAAACAAUUCCACAUUUUAAGGGGAAUGAUGAACUUGCAUUGGUCCAAACAAGGUGGUCAUUUGUGAACAAGGACGAAAACUUGCUCACAAGAUUGCAGAACAUAAAUUUGUCCUUCCAUUUUGAAGUUGAGCAGCAAGUAAAUGGCAUGUUUAUCAACUUUUUUGGUUUCAAUGGUACUGCUGGAGUUUGGAGAAUUAAAGCUUUGGAAGAAUGUGGGGGCUGGUUAGAAAGAACAACUGUUGAGGACAUGGAUGUUGCAGUUCGUGCCCAUCUUUGUGGCUGGAAGUUCAUAUAUCUAAAUGAUGUGAAGUGCCUAUGUGAACUUCCAGAAUCAUAUGAAGCAUACAAGAAACAACAGCACCGCUGGCAUUCAGGCCCUAUGCAGUUAUUUCGUUUGUGCUUCUCUGACAUACUCAAAUCAAAGGUGAGUUGGAAGAAGAAAGCUAAUUUGAUUUUUCUUUUCUUCCUCUUGCGAAAGCUCGUCCUUCCCUUCUAUUCCUUUACCUUGUUCUGCAUAAUUCUCCCCCUUACCAUGUUCCUUCCUGAAGCUCAUCUACCAGCUUGGGUCGUUUGCUAUGUUCCCGGGAUCAUGUCCAUCUUAAAUAUUCUUCCCGCACCGCGAUCAUUUCCGUUUUUAGUCCCCUAUCUUCUAUUUGAAAACACGAUGUCUGUUACCAAAUUCAAUGCCAUGAUAUCAGGGUUAUUCCGCUUUGGUAGUUCAUAUGAAUGGAUAGUAACGAAAAAACUAGGAAGAUCAUCUGAAAACAAUCUUGUUGCUUUUGAGAAAGAACUAGAACCUCUAGUUGAGGGUACAAGUCUUCAUCGAUCUUCCUCAGAAUCAGGUCUUCAGGAACUGACCAAGCUCGAGAUAUCGAAAAAAGCAGGGAAACACAAAAGAAAUCGUCUGUAUAGGAAGGAAUUGGCUCUUGCAUUCAUUUUGUUAACCGCCUCGGCUAGAAGUCUGUUAUCUGCUCAAGGAAUUCACUUCUACUUCCUAUUAUUUCAGGGUAUCACUUUUCUAGUAGUCGGUCUCGAUUUAAUCGGAGAGCAGGUCAGUUAAAUUAUGUUGUUACGAUUUUGGAGUUAGUUCUAAACGAAAUAACCCGAGAAGCAGAUGGGUUACUUACUGGUCAUCUGUGACCUACCUACAAAUCAAAAUCUUUUGCAAUGUGAUGAUAUUAGAGCUGAACCAUAAUAGUUCAGUUAGUGUUCAUAAUCUCGUUCGCUCUCAAUUGAAGCUGCAGAUCACUUCUUGCUCGUGUAUUUGAGAUGAAUUACUUCUGAUUGUGGAACUGUUAUGUUGUAGUUUUGAUCAAUUCAAGUAGAGCAAAGGAUGUGAGAUGUUAAAAUUAUAGAAAGAUAAAAAAAAAAGACCAUGAAAUUGUUGGGGAAAGAUUGUGAUAAAUUAGAGCAUUGUAUACUUGCAGGUGCCAAGAGCAGGAAAUUCUGAGAUUAUUGGAACCUUGAUUCUUUAUUUUUGUCAAACUGAUAAUUUCUGUACCAUGAACAUAUAUUUCAUUGUAUGUGUUGAAAUUCAUUGAUGUUCUGAAACUUGAAUUAUUUAAAGACAAAUAGCAAGGUUGUCAUUUCUCCCAA
Molecule: messenger RNA, 3042 nt
Organism: Benincasa hispida (wax gourd)
Lineage: Eukaryota; Viridiplantae; Streptophyta; Magnoliopsida; Cucurbitales; Cucurbitaceae
Gene: CSLC6
Product: Cellulose-synthase-like C6
Cellular component (GO): Golgi apparatus
Molecular function (GO): glycosyltransferase activity
Source: RefSeq, a predicted model, not a curated record